Molecule: messenger RNA, 2427 nt
Organism: Trichoderma reesei QM6a
Lineage: Eukaryota; Fungi; Ascomycota; Sordariomycetes; Hypocreales; Hypocreaceae
Exons: 11
Coding region: 1-2427 (808 amino acids)
Biological process (GO): regulation of DNA-templated transcription
Molecular function (GO): DNA-binding transcription factor activity, RNA polymerase II-specific; zinc ion binding
Source: RefSeq, a predicted model, not a curated record
AUGGAGGAGCCUUAUCUCCUACCAACAGGGAACCCGCUGCCUCAUCGCGUGAGAAAGAUGCGCAAGGGAACUCGAAGCUGCACCGAAUGCCGAAGACGCAAAACGCGCUGUGUUUUUUCUCCCGGUGACACCGUAUGCGUGCUGUGCAAGUCCCGGGGCAGUCGCUGUAUCGAACAAGGUUACGAGGACGCCAGUCUUCCAAAUCCCAGAUCUGGUGCAGCUCGGAAAAGCCCUACCGCCGAGAAGGCGUCUCAGAGUCGGAAUGAGCCAUCUGUAGAUCAGCCCCCCAAGUUCUGUGGAGAUGCAGAGACAUCAGAUGCCCUUGCCUCAGAGAGAGCAAACCAUGCUCCGAUUGUAUCUCUACUCGUGGAUGUCAAGCUCUCGGCAUCGGCGAAGGGCGGACAAGACGAGCCCUCAAAUCCAAAACCAAUGCCUUGGUCCAUGCAGCCUCUUGGCAGCAAAUCUGCAUAUGUGUGCUCUACGAUCCGCUCGAUGCUACCCAGCUAUGAUACCAUCAUAUCCGUUCUCACUAGAAACGGGUCAUGGUGGGACAGCUUCCGCUCAAAGGCAUAUGCCAUUUCCGAGGCGCCUUCCCAGACGAUCGAAGCCUUCGCGAAGAGGACCUAUACGAGCAGCAACCCGGCCGAUAUAGGUGCUCUGGCCAUUGCAUUUGCUCGGAGCUUGAAUAAGCAUCGCUAUCUGUAUACUCUGGUAGAUGACCUCGUCAUCUCGGACAUCAACUUCCUGACGACUAUAGAGGGGCUGGAAUGCCUCAUCCUUCUCGCAAAGUCAUAUACCGACUGCGGCCAGCCAAAAAGAGCCUGGCUUGUAUGGAGAAAAGGUGCAUCUGCAACGCAGCUUAUGGUGAAAAUGAGGCUAUGGUGCUCAGUAUAUCACGGCGACAGAUUCUGUAGUAUGCUGCUCGGCUUGCCUUAUGUCCUCAACGACAAUCACUACCAGUCUGUUAUCAACGCGCCGGGGAUGGCCCCAGGCUUUUAUUUUGUCCUCCGAUGCGCCAUCAUCUGUGGAAAGAUCAUUGACCGGAAUAUGACUGUCGGCAAGCCGUCAUUCGCGAGAGCCAUGGAACUAGACGAAGAGAUGGAAAGCGUUGCGUCGUCACAGCCACAGGACUGGUGGGCCGUUACAGAGACCUUGGACCAGCCGCUCGAACAUCUUGAGCUCAACGAGCUCAGAGAGCAGCUAUUGCAACAAUUCUACUUCUACUGGGUCAAGCUGUUCCUCCAUCUGCCAUUCCUGGUGGAGACGACAACGAGCUCGCCACACUACUUCAGCAGAAUGGCCUGCAUAGAGGCAUCCAAGCAGAUUCUAAAGAGAUAUCGACUCUUACGCACCAGAAUGAGGUCGGGCCACUGCUUGUUCGAGUGCAAGACAACAGACUUUGCGUGCUUCACCGCUGCUGUUGUUCUUCUCAUUGGCACGUUCCACACCAGCGCCACGUGUCACUCGUCCAACAGCGUGGAGGAUGACCUAGAGCUGGUGGCAGACACCGAUAGGCUGUUGCUCGCAGAAGAAGUUGAAAACGACUGCAAGGUUGCCGCGCAAUGCCGGAAAGUGCUCCAGAUGUUAAGUAUUAGGGAGGCUGAACCAGCGGAAGCAGAUCGGGAAGUCGUAAUCCCGUACUUCGGGGCCGUGAUCCGCAAACGUUCUCACCGCACACAGCCGGAUCCUCGGCCUGUCACUCUGCCUCGGCCGGGUGGGCACUCAAGUAAGGACCUCGGCGGCCUUGAUAUUCGUCCACCGCCUCCGUACAGCUGCGCCGAACAGACAGCGGCCAUACCAGCCGUGGAAAAUCCGUGGAGUCUGGAAGGAUUCUCGCUAGAGUAUAUAAGCCAUCGUGGAUUUGACAGGGCCAAUUUGGGCGGAUUCCUAGGGGCGGAUGAGGCCGCCUGCACGCAGGAUGAUUCGACAUCGUAUAUGACCUCGGCGGCAAUGGAGUGGGAUCCAGGUUGGAGCGUUCUUGAUGAUAUAGAUGAUACCGGCAGAGACCUUUUGACAGGGAUUGAGGACUGUUUAUGCGACCCGUGCCGAGUAUCCGCUACCCUGCUUCCACCAACUGAAAGACCUAUGUGCUAUGGGGAAAUCGAGGUGACUGCAAAGCCAAGUAAUAGUAAGAAAAUUCUAAACAGUAAUGUUCUAGAUGUCGCUAUUCAUCGAGCAGCAGCAGUAGCUAUUUUACACUCUCAAGAGGGUAUGGACAGCAAGCUCAAGCGUGCUUCGUGGCCGCACAUCUGGCCUGGAGAACUGGUCAAAUAUGAUAAUGGACAUGAAUUGGUGCGCCGUGUGAUUCUGAGCCGCCUUGAAUGGAUGGGUCCCAUCUCACUCGUAUCUCGGUAUCGAGCCGAAAAAUCUCUGCCAUUGGUGCAAAUUGCGUCCUUGGAUGAUGAUAUAAUCGGGAGUCGGGCAUGA